Molecule: messenger RNA, 1850 nt
Organism: Fomitopsis serialis
Lineage: Eukaryota; Fungi; Basidiomycota; Agaricomycetes; Polyporales; Fomitopsidaceae
Product: MT-A70-domain-containing protein
Exons: 10
Coding region: 6-1541 (511 amino acids)
Cellular component (GO): RNA N6-methyladenosine methyltransferase complex; nucleus
Molecular function (GO): mRNA m(6)A methyltransferase activity
Source: RefSeq, a predicted model, not a curated record
CUACCAUGUCAGUUGACGAGAGGCUCAAGCUCGUCGCCUCGUCAGCUCUGUUGUCCUUGUUCUCGACUAGGAAAGUGACCACGCCGAUAUCUGCCUUUGACCUCCUCACGCGUGUCAUCGCCUCUGGUCCCCCGCCGGCAGGUCUUCUACCUGGGCCAGAUGCGCCACCAAGAUUCCGACUUACGGACCUCACGCGUUUCGAAGCUACACUGGAGAGCUUAGCGAAUGCAUGGGACCAUGGCAAGAUUUGCGUGCUACGCGAGAUGCAGGAUGAUGCUUUGACCGUCAUGGAUGUGCGGCUUGGAAGCGGGGACGCACAUUCAGGCAAUGGUCUACCUGGACAUGGGCGCAAGCGAAAGCGUCAAGUAGACGAGGACGCAGAGUCUACUGCUGGCGAUGCGGAAGAGCAGCAGGAGAAGAUUGAGCACGCGCGCGCGACGAUGAAGCCCGCGCCAACUACGCUCGCCAGCCUCAGCAAAGACCUCAAAGAAGUGUACAACAUCCUGCAGAGAAGCACGGCGAAGGGCCGUCUGCUCGCCGAACAGUUCCGCACCAUGAAUGGCAGCUUUGAGCCCAUCUGUCCGCACAUCACGAAGGACGACUGUGCGAAGGCACGGCGACUCGCCAACCCCGAGGCUGCAAACACACCACUAACGAUCUGCGACCGCAUCCACUUCCGUCCAUUGCUCCGACCACAUACGGACCCGUCGCUUGGGCACUGCUCGUACCUCAACACAUGCUACUCCGAGCCAACCUACGCGCAGUCGCCGUCCAUCCCGCCUCUGCCGUCGCACCGGCAGAUGGGAUACGGGAUGCAGGCUGGCGGGCGCGGUAAAGAGAAGCACCGUGUGGACUGGGAUGUGACGGACGGUGGUGCCUUCCGGAGAAUCGCCUGGACUCAGAAGGAACCACACAAACUUGGCGUAGGGCUGGGCCCCGCGGGAAAAGAGAAACCGAUGCUGCCGCCUCAGUGGCUGAACUGCGACCUGCGGAGGUUCGAUUAUCAGUCUGGGCAAUUGCCGUAUGGGACGAUGACAGACGAUGAGAUGCGAGCUAUGCCCAUCCCGACAUUACAAGAUGAGGGACUGCUAUUCCUCUGGGUCACUGGUCGAGCGAUGGAGGUCGGUCGAGAAUGCUUGCGGGUAUGGGGAUACACCCGAGUCGACGAGGUCGUCUGGGUCAAGACCAACCAGCUCCAACGCGUUAUACGCACGGGUCGGACCGGACACUGGCUCAAUCAUACCAAAGAACACAUGCUCGUUGGCGUCAAGACCGUCACCGACGAGGCGGGGAACCUCAAGUUCCCUCGUGGGCGAAUCGUGCGCGAGACGAGUAGGAAGCCCGAUGAGGUGUACGGGUUGAUCGAGCGCAUGUGCCCCGGUGGGCGCAAGAUCGAGAUUUUUGGCAGGAAGCAUAACACCAGGCCAGGGUGGUUGACACUGGGGAACCAACUUGGGCCUGAUCAGAUCUUUGAGGAAGACCUAGCUGCCCGGAUUCAGGCAAGGUAUCCUGAGCGACAAAUUCAGCCAGGAGGAUUCUAGACUUUGGACCGUAUCGCUGCUAUCGUGCUAUCAUUGAGCUCUGCGAGCUGUUGCAUAUUGAUUAUCGUGUUAUUUACAUGAACAGACAUUCGGGUCACGGACCACUCACUUCUAUAAACAGGACGUUGGACUACGGACGGUUCGCUUGUAACUAAAACUAACACUGCUCUGCUGCUCUCGCCUACGCAUGUGCAUCUAUGCUAUGGAGGGACUUCUUUGCCCGCCCAAUCCCAUAUCUUGCCUCGGCUGUUCUCGUCCAGGUUUUGUACGACCUGCACCAGCCUCUCCGCGGCGUACUCCGGCUCGAAC